CAGACAUGGCAUUGUAUGUGAGUUGCUAAAAGUAAGAUGCUUUCCAUUCAUCACUCCAUAUAUAUAGCCAUACUGGUUGUUCACUUUCUUAAAUUCAAUGGCUGUAUAAGCCCUGGUAAGUUAGUUAAAUCCAUACCAUCAAGAUGAAUUCUUUUGAAUUCUAUUUAACCUCUGUAUGUGGAGGCGUUCUCAGCUGUGGAAUCACACAUGCUGGUCUCACUCCAUUUGAUCUUGUCAAAUGUAACAUGCAGGCUAACCCAUCUAAGUUUAAGAGCGUUAGCUGUGUACUUGGACAGCUUUGUGAAAAGCAUGGUGUGGGGGCUUUGUUCAGAGGAUGGUUGCCUACAUUGGUGGGAUACAGUGCUCAGGGUGCCAUUAAAUUUGGAUUGUAUGAAUUCUUCAAGAUAUUCUAUGCUGACAUAGUUGGACCAAAAAAUAAGACCCUGAUAUGCAUGGCAGGAUCCGCAUCAGCAGAGUUUAUUGCUGACAUAGCUCUAUGCCCAUUUGAGGCUGUUAAACUUCGAGUACAAACUCAUCCUGACAUGACACAAGGCUUCGUCCAAGCUUUUGCAGAUCUCUGGGCUACCCAAGGUUACAAUGGAUUUUACAAGGGUCUGCUGCCUCUGUGGGGAAGACAGAUUCCAUAUACAAUGGUGAAAUUUGCUUGCUUUGAGAAAACAGUGGAUAGUAUUUACAAGUAUAUGAUUCCUAUACCAAAGGAGAAGUGCUCCAAGGCAGUACAGUUGGGAGUAAGCUUUGCAGCAGGUUACAUUGCAGGUGUCUCUAGUGCUGUUGUUUCCCAGCCAGCAGAUAAUUUGUUUUCAAUCCUUAGCUGUAGCAGUGGUGUAUGUGUCAUAGAUGCAAUUAAGAACAUUGGUGUGGUUGGCUUAUUUACUCGAGGAUUGCCACUUCGUAUCUUGAUGGUGGGCACUAUGACUGGAGCACAAUGGGGCAUAUAUGAUGCUUACAAGGUUUAUGCAAAACUGCCCACUUCUAGAGCUAUGGCAAGAGAUUUGAAAAUGUAAGGCUUAUCUAAACAAUAACUCUCCAGCUUCUCCUGAAGAGGAUCACAGGACACUGUGAAUGAGUAUCCCAACAUUAUGUUGGGAUGAAUGCAGCAGUUGAUUGGAUAAUUCCAACAAACCAGGGAAUCACUUGUGAACUUCUCCAUGAACCCCAAACUCAAUUAAUUCCCUUAAGCUGCCUGGGCUACAUCACACUAACCACAAAGUGCUUAGUGUAAGGGAAGACCCUAACCUAAAUUUCAUAGGGUCUUCCGCCAUGUUUGCUUCAUUGUAUAGUUCAUAUAUAUCUGUAUUCAGAAUAACUGGUAGGAUUUAUUGUGGAAGUUCAGAAAUCCAUUAUUCAUGAUGUUAUUUUGUUGUAAUAAAUUCGUUUGUUUAUA
Molecule: messenger RNA, 1405 nt
Organism: Cryptomeria japonica (Japanese cedar)
Lineage: Eukaryota; Viridiplantae; Streptophyta; Pinopsida; Cupressales; Cupressaceae
Product: mitochondrial phosphate carrier protein 3, mitochondrial
Exons: 6
Coding region: 144-1025 (293 amino acids)
Biological process (GO): mitochondrial phosphate ion transmembrane transport
Cellular component (GO): mitochondrial inner membrane
Molecular function (GO): phosphate transmembrane transporter activity
Source: RefSeq, a predicted model, not a curated record